AUGCUUGCAGGUGGAAAGUAUGGUAAAAGUGGUGUGCUGUUUGCAAACUUUAAUCAAGACUUUACUUGCAUAUCAGUAGGAACACCAGAAGGUUUUAAAAUAUUCAAUUCAGAGCCAUAUCAACUAUGUUAUAGUCAAUCAAAUGGAGGUGUUGGUCUGAUUGAAAUGUUAUUCUCUACAAGUUUGGUUGCAAUUGUUGGUUCAGGUGAAGGUGGAUCUUCACAACGUAGACUAUUAAUCAAUAAUAUAAAGACAAAUCUGACUAUUUGUGAUUUGAAUUUCGUUACUGCAAUCUUGGCUGUAAAAUUAAAUAGAAAAAGAUUAAUUGUAGUUAUGGAAACAAAAAUACAUAUUUAUGAUAUUAAUAAUAUGAAGUUAUUGGAAACAAGAGAUGUCGAUCCCAAUCCAAAAGGUUUAUGUGCAUUAUCACCUCAAACAACAAACUUUAUGGUUUAUCCUGCAUCUCAAAACAAAGGAAAUAUUUUAGUUAUGGACGUUCUAACUUUGGAAACAGUCAACCUCAUUCAAGCACACAAGGGACCAAUAUCCCAAUUGGUUCUAAAUCAAAAUGGUACAAUGUUAGCAACUGCAUCUGAAAAGGGUACAGUUAUUAGAGUAUAUUUAUUACCAAACGCAAAUAAAUCGAUUUCAUUCCGUCGUGGUACCUAUCCAGCGAUCAUUCAUUCUAUAACGUUUAGCAAUGACUCCAAGUAUCUCUGUGUGUGCAGUGACAAUGGAACCAUUCAUAUAUUUAAGAUUGAUUUUUCAGCAAAUGCCAAUACCAGUUCGCUGGGUGCCAUGAGCAGUUAUUUGCCAGGUGUCAUUAGUCAGGUGUGGGAACCAUCGAGAGAUUUCGCACACAUCAAGAUACAGGCUGGCAUUCCAAGCAUCUGCGCACUCAGUCAGGAUAACAAGACCGCUUUGGUAUUGAUGGGUGACGGAUUGUACCUACAAUAUCAAUUCGAUGAGCAAGUAGGUGGUGAACUAAAACUAAGUCAAGAAUACUCUCUCUUGAGAGAACCACAACUAGAUGAAGAGAAAACAACUUUAUUCUUACAUCAACAACCAACAAACAAACAGAAUAUAAACAACAACAAUAACAAUAAUAAUAGCAAUAGUAAUAGCAAUAACAACUCACCGACAACCACAACAAACAAAGAAGCACAAUUAAAUAAUAUAAAUUCACAAAAUAUUAAUAAUAAUAAUAAUAGCAUACAACAAACUACAAACGGGACAAACUAA
This is a messenger RNA of Heterostelium album PN500, 1242 nucleotides long. RefSeq names its product WD40 repeat domain-containing protein (gene atg18). Bases 1 to 1242 code for a protein of 413 amino acids. Gene Ontology annotation, biological process: protein localization to phagophore assembly site; autophagy of mitochondrion; nucleophagy. The record is from RefSeq and is a predicted model, not a curated record. NCBI's taxonomy places the organism in Eukaryota, Evosea, Eumycetozoa, Acytosteliales, Acytosteliaceae. The transcript is spliced from 4 exons. Gene Ontology annotation, cellular component: extrinsic component of membrane; cytosol; phagophore assembly site membrane. Gene Ontology annotation, molecular function: phosphatidylinositol-3-phosphate binding; protein binding; phosphatidylinositol-3,5-bisphosphate binding.